This is a messenger RNA of Branchiostoma belcheri (Belcher's lancelet), 560 nucleotides long. RefSeq names its product collagen alpha-6(VI) chain-like. The record is from RefSeq and is a predicted model, not a curated record. Bases 144 to 560 code for a protein of 138 amino acids. The transcript is spliced from 4 exons. Lineage: Eukaryota; Metazoa; Chordata; Leptocardii; Amphioxiformes; Branchiostomatidae.
AUAACCUAAACCAAUAUGGUUGACCAAUGAUGAUGAUGAUGACCCCAUUCUGAAAUAGUUUAUCUGACACAUUUGCUGUUUCCCUGUACGUGUACAUGUAGGACUUGCUGGAUGGCAUCAAAAAGAUUACCUUCCUGAAUGGAAUGGGCACACUUACCGGUCGAGCACUGACACAGGUUCACCAGGACUUCACCACAGCUAAUGGGGCACGAGCCGGUGUGCAGAAAGUGAUCAUCCUCAUUACUGAUGGCCAGGCCAGUGAUAUUGUUCAUCUGCCGUCAGAGAACAUCAGGAAGCAAGGUGUGCUCAUCUCUGCUGUAGGGGUGGCCAACUACAACCUGCAGCAGCUCAAUGACAUUGCCUCAGGAGGCAAGUUUGUGGCCACAGUGGAGCAGUUUGAUGCUAUGGACAGCAUCAGGGAUAAAGUGUUGGACGCCGUCUGCCAAGCCCAACAGAAACGUGGCCAAGAUAUCAAGCAAGAGAUCAACAAUGGCCUGCAGUACCUGAAGCGCAUGUUGGGGGCGCUGGAGGAUGAGCUGGAGCAAGAAACCAAGAAAUGA